AUGGUUGGUUUUUUGGGGCCCCUGCCCUCCAUCCUCUCUGCUCCCGAGGCAGAGGCCCCGUUGCUAAGCGCAGGCCCCGUUGCUAAGGCCCGCAUCCUCCCCCGGUUGCUAAGGGCCUCGCCCUCUCCCCAAGCCCCGCCCCCGCUCCAGGCCGCCGCCGUUCCAGCGAGGCGGGGCUUCCCCGUCGCCCGGCAACCUCCCUUCCGGCCGCCCCCCUCCGGCGUUGCCAAGGCGCCGCGGCGCAGCUUCCGGGCGCGGCGAGGUGAGCCGCGGGUCGCGACUUCCGGCAGGCAGGCAGGCAGGAGGAGGAGGAGGCGGCGGCCGCGGCCCGGCGGGAAGAUGGCGGCGGCGCUGGCUCCCCCGGCCCCAGCCGCGGCGGCGGCGCCGGUCCCCGACGGAGGCCCGUCCCCGCCGCAGCCGCCGCACGAGAUCAAGAGCCAGUUCCGCACCCGAGAGGGCUCCUACCGGCUGCUGGGGGCCCCCGAGCCCCGCGCCAGGCCCGCCCCGCCCGCCGCCGCCCCCGCCUCGGCCAACGCCGCCCCGCCGCAGCCGCCCCCGCCGCCCUCCGGGGUCCCCGUCGGAGCCCCCGCGCCGCCCGCCCCCUCGCUGCCCCCCGUGCGCCUCUCGCUGGUGCGCCUCAGCCCGGCCUCGGGGGGCGCAGGGGGAGGCGGCGGAGGAGGAGACCCGUGCGGGGAGGGGGACCCGGGGGGCCUGGCCGCCGAGCGCAGCCGCGUCUGCUUCAACCUGGGCCGAGAGCUGUACUUCUACUCGGGCUCCGGGGGCGCGCCGGGGCGGGGACGCAGGUCUAUCGACCUGAAGAAGCCCAUUGACAAGCGGAUCUAUAAGGGGACGCAGCCCACUUGCCACGACUUCAACCAGUUCACAGCUGCUUCCGAAAGCAUCUCGCUGCUGGUUGGCUUUUCGGCUGGGCAAGUGCAGUACUUAGAUCUCAUCAAGAAGGAUACUAGUAAGCUCUUCAACGAGGAGAGGCUGAUUGACAAGACAAAGGUCACCUUUGUGAAGUGGAUCCCCGAGACGGAGAGCCUCUUCCUGGCUUCCCAUGCCAGUGGCCACCUGUACCUGUACAACGUGGAGCACCCCUGCGGCUCCGCCUCGCCCCAGUACACCCUCCUCAAGCAGGGUGAGGGCUUCACGGUCUACGCCUGCAAGAGCAAGAGCGCCCGCAACCCGCUGCUGAAGUGGGCGGUGGGCGAAGGAGCGCUGAACGAGUUUGCCUUCUCGCCCGACGGCCGCUACCUGGCCUGCGUCAGCCAAGACGGCUGCCUCCGCGUCUUCCACUUCGACUCCAUGCUCCUGCAGGGGAUGAUGAAGAGCUAUUUUGGGGGGCUGCUGUGUGUCUGCUGGAGCCCCGACGGGCGGUACAUCGUGACGGGCGGCGAGGACGACCUGGUGACGGUCUGGUCCUUCGCCGAGGGCCGGGUCAUCGCCAGGGGCCACGGCCACAAGUCGUGGGUCAAUGCGGUGGCCUUUGACCCCUUCACCACCAGCACGGAGGACGACGAGAGCGGCGAGUUCAGCGGCAGCGACGAGGACAUCCAGGACUCUGCCAAUUUCUGCAGGGUGCGGACCAGCAGCACACUGUCCCACCUCUCUAAGCACAGCACCAAAAGCACCCCGACGGUGACUUACCGGUUUGGGUCUGCCGGCCAGGACACCCAGUUCUGCCUUUGGGACCUGACGGAGGACGUUCUGUACCCCCACCACCCGCUCUCCCGGGCCAGAACGCUCACCAACACCUUCAGCGCCGGCAUCCCCCCCUCUGGGAGCGGAGGGAGCAACCUGGCUGCCGAGGCUGGCGGGGGGGCCCUGCCGCGCUCGCUGUCCCGCUCCAACAGCCUGCCGCACCCAGCCGUCACCAGCGCCGCCAAGAGCCACGUGGCGGACGGCGCAGUGCCCUUCAGCAUCGGGAAGUUCGCCACGCUCACCCUGCAGGAGCGGAAGGACAAGAACGCCGAAAAGGAGCACAAGCGCUACCACAGCCUGGGUAACAUCAGCAAGAGCAACGACAAGCUCAACGUGGUGCCCCGGAGCAAGCUGGACACGGCCAAGGUCCUGGGCACGGCGCUGUGCCCCCGCAUCAACGAAGUGCCCCUCCUGGAGCCCCUCGUCUGCAAGAAGAUUGCCCACGAGCGGCUGACGGUGCUGCUCUUCCUGGAGGACUGCAUCAUCACCGCCUGCCAGGAGGGCCUCAUCUGCACGUGGGCCAGGCCGGGGAAGGCGACCCUGAACUCCCAGAACGGCGGCUCUCCCAGCGGCACGGUGGUAUAACCGGGCGGCGCCCCCCCUCCUUCGGCUGACCUCCUCCUCACAGGUGUCUGUGACUCUUUGCCCUGCCGAGGCCCCUUGGCCAAGAUGGCGAAGCUCUCCGCCUCUCCUGCAGCUUCUGAGUAUGUACAGGUUAUCCCCUUCCUCCUUCGCCUGUGACACUUAACUGUAUGGAAAAAGAGAGAGACUAACAGAGUUAAUAUAUUGAGACCUAUGUAGCACAGGACCCUUUGCACUCCUUCUCAGCUAUUUAAAGAAAAAAAAAGUAUUAAUAUGAACCAUAUUUAAAGCUAAGAUCUUAGCACAGGCUGCUGCCGGGGCAGAUUUUGCACAAGGGUGAACUGAGCUGCCUCCACCCCACCUUGCUUCCUUGUCCCUCGUCUCCCAGGCGGGGAUUCCUCACUGCCUUCCAGCUGCCCUGCUGCUCUGGACUGGAUAGGACCCGUCUGCGAUCUUCACCCGCCCUAACCCAGCUCCUCGGAGAAAGCGGAAGGAAUCCCUUUUGCACAGGGGGAGAACAACCAAGCCCCGAAGGAAGAACACCUCCCCUCCUCUUCAUCUCUUCGUUUUAAAUUUAUGUGUGUUUUGCACAACGCGUCCCGGUUUCUUGCGGGACCCACGACCCUCCCCUCCGCCAGAAGGGUCUUUUCAGUCUUUAACAGCAGGUCUAUCUCCCCAACUCUCCCUCCUUCUCCUCCUCCCAGUGUAACCAACUGGUCCACAGACACACGUUGCCAGGUGUUUGAGAUCCAGCGAGAUACUGCCCGGGUCCUCUUGCCAACGUCCCGUCUCCCAGCCUUGGGGCCUAGACAGCUGCCCAUCCUCACGACCUCCUCUGUGGUCCUUUCAGAAGCAAAACGGACCUUUUCCUCUGAACUGAGCUGACAGGUGGCUCGGUUUCUCAGCUCUUUCUCUCUUCCACGGAUCUGCCUCUGGAUUCGAUCUCGUCUCUGGGCCAGCGAGAUGCGCUCUGCCCUCAACUGCUCGGGCCUGUUUGUACCACGUGGCUUUCCCCCACCCUAGUUUGAUCGACAUAUGUGCGCCCAGUCUGUCAAUGCACAUUUUAAAUAGCCAGCCCUCCUAAUGUCGAGCGCGGGCUGCCAACCUCAGGCAGGUGCAAGGAAAUCGAUGGGAUGUUUCAGCCGCUCGGAAGCCCAGAGUCUCAAACCCUCGACUUUGAAGGGUUGCAUUUACAGGAAGAGCAGCUGCCAUCUUGUUUUCAAAAGAAUAAAUUUGGGCACUAGUGGAAGAUGUUUAAGAGAACAGGAUACUGCAGCGGAAUUAUCCGUGCAGUAACUGGAAGUUCAUCUGUCCCAGUAGAUAGUUGAUUGGGUUUGGCAGUUUUCCUACUGUGGAUGUGGCUUAGGAGGAGAGGGCAAAUAUUUUAGGUGGAGCCAAUUCUUGUGAUGUCGUCGGCUGCUGCCGGCGGCAGAGAAAGCUGUCUGCUUUCCUUUCUCCCCAAGCCUCUUGGCCAGAGACAAGAAUCAAGGGCUCCAGCAAAGAGCAGCAUGGGCAGAAAUUCAGGCUGGGCAGCCAUUCUGGUGCAUAACCUUGCACAGAGCCUUAAGAGAGCCCUGGGGGUGCCGUGGUAGGUCUUUGUUGGGGCAUGGCCAGAAUCCCAGUAGAGCUUAUCUCUAGACAUUUCAACUGCUUAUCUGUAUUCUGUCCACAGAAAAAAUUAUAGGAAUAUGUGUCUAUUCUGGGCCAGGCUUUGAUCUGCUUGAGGAUUCUGGGUUGCACCUGAUGCUAGGCCCUACGCAGAGUAGACCCAUUGGAAUAAGUGGGCCUAAGUUAGGCUGGGUAAUUUAAGUGGGUCUACUCGAAGUAGGGCUUAGUGCCAGCUACAACCCCUCCUGUCGCGGAAAACAGCUGCUCCAAAACAGAUUCAAAGAAAUACACAUGUUUCAUCCAGUAUGUGGCCAUUUAAAAUAUUCCUAACAUCCUUUGGCGAUUGAGGGCAGUCUUAAGAGACACACGCAGAGAGCCAGUUUUCUGCAAGUGUGUUCUAUUUUAUUUAUUGCUUCAAAAACGUUAAAAGUACAAGUAGGGGCAGCUUUGAGCCUCUCUUUACCACACCUGCAUUUAUGUACACAGUGCCACGCUUGUGCGGUUUAUCUUACACCCUGGAGUACAGGCAGAGCAGCCUUCGCCAACCCGGCGCCCUCCGGGCGUUUGGGACUACAACUCCCACGAGGCCCAGCCUGCGCAGCCGUGGGGAGUUGUAGCCCAAAACACCUGGGAGGGUGCAGUUUGCGGAGGGGGUGCUGGGCAAAAAAUCCCCAUUAACCUGGGCUGAAAACUUCCCACAAACUUCCAAGAGGGUCCCUGGACUUCUCCCUCUCGCUGCUUUUGCUUUAGCACCGACAGGCUUAGAGGGAAGCCCUGGGCUACAUGCACUAGGAGCAGUUUUCUCUGUGGGGAGUAGUAUUCCGUUUGCAGCUCCUCGUCCUGCGCAUCUGAGCUUCCAGCAAGAGCCAGGAUAAAGGAUGCUGGUUUCUGCAGAAGCAUCCCAUGUCCUACCAGUUUGCCUGUUUAUCGUGGUCAUGGGGGGCCAGGAUUUGUGCCUGUAACAGUCUCCAAACUCACCAAUAGAAUUGGUUGAGGCCUGGUGCUGCCCAGUGGAUUCAAAAGCAGCUCUUGUUUUAUAGCGUUUCCAGCGGAGCCAAACCUGGGCAGGAGCAGGGCUUGGCUGAGUUGCUCUAAGGGCAGGGCUGCCUGCCUGCCAUGCCUGGUUUCUAACACAAGAGGGCGUUAGGAACUUCCCUGGGACCCCAGGGGAGCCGGCUGUUAUUUUACAGUGGCCACCUGCACAUGCCCAGAGGCACCCACGCUCUCGUUGGUAAUACCUGCACACAUCCUGGGGUUGGGCCCUUCGCAUUCGAGACGCAUCCAGGAGACUCUGCCCACUUCGAGCCCAACCACCCGCGUUCGCCACGAGUCUUCACCUUGGGGACCGCCCAUCAGCUGCCCGGCAAAGGCUCGAAGGCGGACGGAGGCCAGCCUGGCAAGGGGACCCGUCUUGUACGUCACGCUAUGCUCACUGUGAACCCAUCGUCAGCUCUGCAUCUUUGCAAAACGCGGCCCAGCUGCCAGAGAAACCAACUGGGACGGGUGGGUGGGUGAAAAAACCCCACUCUCAGAGGACUGACCACCACGGGACUGGCUCCCCUCCCCCAGGAAAAAAAAGCCAUACUGGGUGCCGAGCCACUUCACACAAUCUUCACACCCGCUUCAUCCCAGCCUGGUCAGAGGAACGUGGGGAGCACAGGAGGGACUCUGCCUCGCCCCCCCCCCCAGGUCUGCUUGGAUCCUUCGCAGAGACCUUGGCGGACAGUAUUACUUUUGCUCUCCCCCCCCCCCCCGCCUCCCAAAUGCAUGUUGCCCUCGCACUCUUGUCUGCCUCCCUCCCCUCCCGGUCCUGCGGCCUUUGCCUGCCAGCUGGUGUCUGGCAGCCGAGACCCCUCAACCCCCCCAAAGUCCGCAGAAGAACACGCCCGGAAGCUGCGACGAUGACGCCCCCCCUGUGCCUUCGUCACUUUACUACCUGCUCUCUAAACGUUUGUUACUGUUGUGUCUGAAGAGUGUUUAAAUUAUAGAAUCGUGAACUCCUAUUUAUACUAAAGAGACAGUUUUCACACCA
Molecule: messenger RNA, 5926 nt
Organism: Podarcis muralis (Common wall lizard)
Lineage: Eukaryota; Metazoa; Chordata; Lepidosauria; Squamata; Lacertidae
Gene: DMWD
Product: DM1 locus, WD repeat containing
Molecular function (GO): protein binding
Source: RefSeq, a predicted model, not a curated record